Cladocopium goreaui is the source of this 2087-nucleotide messenger RNA. NCBI's taxonomy places the organism in Eukaryota, Dinophyceae, Suessiales, Symbiodiniaceae. The record is from the annotation of a GenBank genome assembly.
GGGAGUCGCCGUAGUGUGAGUUGUUCCAAAUGAGUGCUUCAGAUGCUCCUCAGGCAGCCCCACAGCCACAAGCGGCAAGUAGCCAGUUGACCAAGAAGCUCCAAAAGGCAUUGACUCUGCGGAUUGACUCGCAAGCGUCGCGAGAUGCGCUGAAAUGUCUUUCCGGCUUCUUCACCGAGAAUACUGUACACACGAGGAGGAAUUUGCGAUCCUCCAUCGAGGGCGAAAGCUUGCUGUUGCACAAGGAGUUUGUGAACUCCUUUGGCGCACUUGAGAGGCAGCUUGAGAAUCUUGAUCACCUGGUGCAAGAAUUGGAUGGUGCAGUGGAACGGGCAGCUGGGCAGCUGAAGGCAAGCCGAUCGGAGACGCAGGCUAGCCUUGAGAGGGCAGCUGCUUUGCGGAAGGAGGCAAUAUCCAUUGAGUUGAAGCAGCAGGUCCUCGACAAGUUUCUGGGCCGCUUUCGCUUGUCAGAGGCAGAUACGCAGCUGGUCCGUUCCGGGGACAAACCCCUGGAUGAUGACUUCUUCACUGCGUUUGACCGCCUUGAACAGGUGCGUUCAAAUGCUCGACACAUGCUAAGCACCAGCGGCCAGCAGACAUCAGGGGUUGACAUUCUCCACGAAACUUCCGAGAUCCUGGAGGCUUCCUACGAGCGAAUGUUUGUUUGGGUGCAGCAACAGUGCCGCGGACCCAGGGAAGCUGCUGUUGCCAAAAGCACGUCAGCUGAAAUGGACACUCCUGCUGGGCAUGUCCUCAAACGCGUUUUGAAGCUGUUGAGAGAAAGACCUGUCUAUUUCAAUCAUUGCCUUCGAGAUAUUGCACGCGUUAGGAAGCAAGCGCUGCAACAGCGUUUCUUCGAAGCUUUGAGUCAAGGUGAUGCCACCUUUGGUACAAGACCUAUCGAUUUGCAGGCCAGCGAUCCAGUUCGAUAUGUGAGCGACAUGUUGGCAUGGCUUCAUCAAAACGUUGCGACUGAGCAGGAUGCUCUAAGCAGCCUCAUUGGAAAGGAGUCAGCUGCAGAAAGCUCCGCUUCACGGGAACGCCUGGCGUCGGAUGAGGGCUCGAUGACAGUAGUGAGCUAUGACGAGAUGCUGGACAUCUCCUUGGAUGGUGUGGCUACAACUCUGGCGACAAAGACCAAACAAUCGCUACUCGCCAACUCCUCUGGUCACGCGCAUGGUGUGAAUAGCUCAAACACCUUCACCUCCAACACUGUCAUUGUGACCAUGUACAGGGUUGCACAAGCUUUCUCUUUAUUUGCCAAGAAAUUUGACGAGCAACUGCAACGGAAAGAAGCCAUGUUGGUAUCAACCUGCAUGGAUUUGCACGCCCGAACCUAUCAAGACUUCCUAGACUUGUGGGAAGCUCAAGCACAAAAACUUCGUCAAGGCGUUGCUUCAGUGUACGUGGCAGCUUUGUCAGCUCCCUCAUUUGUGUUGGAAGCGGCCAACACGUUGCAAGAGGUUUUAUCGAUUUACCAGAUAGCUCCAGUCCCAGCUGGCGAACGCGAGGCUGACUUCCUCCCGGUUUUAUCUGCAGCCUUUGACCCGUUGCUGAAUCACUGCCAACAAGUUGCCUCCAUGAUGGACGCCGCAGAUGGGCAAGUCUUCUUGAUGAAUUGUGUUUCAGCAAUGCAGACUCCCUUGGAAAAACACGAAUUUACCAAGCAGCGACAGGACAUGUAUCUUGCCUUCUUGCAGGAUCAAGCACAGCGAUUUGUGGAAGGACAGGCCAAAGCAGUCUUGUCCAAAGUGGGUCUUUCAGAGCGCCUGAAAGCAUUGAGAGACAAACCAGCAGAUGUCCCCCUGAGUGGAGUACCAGAGCUCCAUCCAGUAUCAUUGGCUGCAACUCUCAGAACUUUCUACAACUCCUUGUUCACUCUUGGUGGAGCUCUAUCACUUCCAUUGCUUGAGCGCAUUGAAGAUGUCAGUUUGCGACACCAGAUCCGUGGGCAAAUUGCCAAGCUGAUUGCUUCCUCCUACGAAGAAUUACAUAACGGGAUCGCAGAAUUGGGCAUCACCACUCACACUCCAGAUCAGGUGCGAACGUUGCUUGAGGGAGUCUGAGGCACAAUUGUGGCAUCCAAA